Molecule: messenger RNA, 1696 nt
Organism: Coccinella septempunctata (seven-spotted ladybird)
Lineage: Eukaryota; Metazoa; Arthropoda; Insecta; Coleoptera; Coccinellidae
Product: probable cytochrome P450 305a1
Exons: 7
Coding region: 204-1682 (492 amino acids)
Biological process (GO): xenobiotic metabolic process
Cellular component (GO): cytoplasm; intracellular membrane-bounded organelle
Molecular function (GO): heme binding; iron ion binding; oxidoreductase activity, acting on paired donors, with incorporation or reduction of molecular oxygen, reduced flavin or flavoprotein as one donor, and incorporation of one atom of oxygen
Source: RefSeq, a predicted model, not a curated record
AUCCAAUCGAUGUCUAUUGAGAAAGCUUCUCAAUAUCUCACACUUGUUGUGAAGUGAACAAGUCAAUCGCUCCAACAUGAUCGGUAUAAUUAACUUUGGCAGGAGCCAGUCUGCCACCUUGAUGAACUCCUCGAAUGCUUGAGCACGUGGUGGUUUCGUUAGUUUAGGACUUAUGUGUCGAAGUUAUCCGUUACAAAAUCAAAAUGGUCAUCCUGCUCACCGUUUUCAUUCUCACCUUGAUGAUCUAUUUUCUGCUCCAAAUCAGGAAGCCGGAAAACUAUCCUCCAGGUCCACCAUUUCUACCUAUUGUUGGUCACCUUUUCACCUUGAAGAAAUUGGGCAGAAAGUUCAUGUUUCAACAUUUGGUGUUUAAUCACUUGAACGAGGUUUUUAACACGAAUGUGUUAGGCUUGAAAAUGGGAAACGAGCUGACUAUUGUUGUCAGUUCCUACCAAUUCACUCGACAAGUGUUGACCGAAGAAGUGUUCGAAGGAAGACCGGAUAAUUUUUUCCUGAAAUUGAGAUCCAUGGGAAAGAGAAUAGGAAUCACCAGUGCUGAUGGGGAGGAAUGGAACACCCACAGGCAAUUCGUCGUGAAGCAUCUGAGAAAUCUCGGUAUGGGCAAAGAAACAAUGUCGAUUUUGAUCAGGAACGAACUGGCCAAUCUAAUGAAAAUAUUGCCGGAUAACGACGCGCCGUUGAAAAAUUUACUGGCUACGUGUGUCAUCAAUAUCAUAUGGAAUUUAACAACUGGAUCCAGUUUCGCAGUGGACGAUCCUCGAUUGGAGAAGCUGAUAGGAAUUUUGGGUGCUAGAUCGAGAGCUUUCGAUCUAUCUGGUGGUGUUAUGAACGCUUUGCCUUGGCUCAGGUUCAUAGCACCAAAGAGGAUUGGAUACGAUAUGAUAUGUAAAUUGAAUAGGGAACUGCAUUCGUUAUUCAUGGAAACCAUCAACGAGCAUUACAAGUUUCACAGUGAUGACAAUGACGAGGAUCUGAUAGACGUUUAUAUCACUGAAAUAAAGAAAGGCAGUCCUUCAUUCUCAGAUGAGCAGUUGAUCGUUGUUUUGCUAGAUUUAUUCAUUGCUGGGUCUCAAACAACCAGUACCACCCUGGAUUUUGCUCUAAUGAUGUUGAUCAUUAGACCGGAUCUGCAAGACAAGUUACAAAAACAGAUGGACGAAGUAUUCGAUGAGAAUAUACCUAUAACUUAUGCCCAAAAACGUAGGGCCCCUUAUGCAGAGGCUAUUUUAAUGGAAGUAAUGCGAUUUUUCCUCAUCACACCAAUAAUAGGACCACGGAGGACAUUGUGGAACACUGUAAUCGACAACUAUUCAAUUCCACAGGAUACCACAGUAUUAAUAAACUUACAAUCGGUUUUCCAUGACAAGGCUUAUUGGAAGGAUCCAGAAGUGUUCAGACCAGAACGAUUUUUAGAUGCCAACGGAGAGUUGAUCAACCAUGAUUACCUAUUUCCAUUUGCUUUAGGAAAGAGGCGAUGUCCCGGUGAAGUACUAGCUCGCAACUGCCUGUUCACGUUUUUUACAGAAAUCGUGAGGAAUUUCAGGAUUACGUUGCAUCCAGAAUCUCCGACACCCAGUCUGAUACCUCAGCCAGGAAUUGUGUGUUCACCACAGCCUUAUCUAGCAAAGUUCACGCCAAGAAAUACAGUUGCGGUUGUAUAAUUUCCUGAAGAAAC